This is a messenger RNA of Orcinus orca (killer whale), 3658 nucleotides long. RefSeq names its product TBCC domain containing 1 (gene TBCCD1). Lineage: Eukaryota; Metazoa; Chordata; Mammalia; Artiodactyla; Delphinidae. The transcript is spliced from 8 exons. The record is from RefSeq and is a predicted model, not a curated record. Gene Ontology annotation, biological process: maintenance of Golgi location; maintenance of centrosome location. Gene Ontology annotation, cellular component: spindle pole centrosome. The coding region runs from base 823 to 2496 and encodes 557 amino acids.
GGUGCCAGGGAAGGAGGGAGGAGCCCAUCACGCCUCGGGCUCGGGCUGGGGAGGCCGCCUUCGCGCUCGCCAGGUCUUGGGUCCUCUACGGGCCCUGUCAGCUGGGGCUUCUCGGUUCCUGAAGUGAGAUUGGGGCGCGCUCGGACGGCCCACUCAGAGCCGCAUCCUGGACCGCGUCCUACCCCAGAGAGCGGACGAGGUGGCGGCGAAGCCUCGGUAGGACCGCCUUGGGCCUCACGCCGAUCUCCCUGCUUGAAUAAGCCGGAUCCCAGCGCAUCCCAGGGGAGCUCUUGAAGAGGGAAGGAGCCCCAGUUUAUGUUUACGAAUUUAUCCCUCUCUAGCCCUCUCUAGUUUCGUGGUUAGAAUAGAGGGUUCAUCCCCAGGUUCUGGCUUUUGAUUGCUAACUUCAGGGACAGGGAUCAGUACCUCACAGAGCAGCCUAUUUUCAUUUUGGAGCGGACUAAGAUGUUCCUCACAGAACUUUCAUCGUCUGGUGUUACUCAGAGGGACGUUAAGCCAUUCCCAAUUUGGAAGACAGCUGCCAUCUACCCUCUCACACCCUUCUUUUGGGUUUAUGCUUCCAUGACCUUACACCUGGUCCUUAGGUGGCCUUCCAUUUAAGGCCAGUCAUUCUGGUCAUUCUCUUCUGGAUUCACUCCUAUUUUCCAGAGUCUCCCAAAACUGGGUUCCUAAAAUACAUUUGUAAGUAACACGGUUCUCAAGUCAGACAGACUUGAAUUCUAAUCCAGGGCUCUGCCAACUCAAGUAUGUGACUUUGGGUAUGCAAAGAAGCCUUUUCACACAGAUGUCCUUAGAGAUAAUAUGGAUGAGUCCGGAGUUCUCCUCUGGGUGAAAGCAGAACCCUUUAUAGUGGGCGCCUUGCAGGUCCCCCCUCCAUCCAAGUUCAGUCUUCACUAUCUCAGGAAGAUAUCCACCUAUGUGCGAACCCGGGCCACAGAGGGAGGUUACCCACGCCUGUCCUGGUCUACAUGGAGGCACAUUGCAUGUGGAAAGCUGCAGUUGGCUAAGGAUCUGGCCUGGCUUUACUUUGAAAUAUUUGAUAGUCUUGCAGUGAAGACACCGAAGGAGCGCCUGGAAUGGUCUGAGAUUCUGUCCAACUGCAUGUCUGAGGAUGAAGUCGAAAAGCAAAGAAAUCAGCUUUCAGUGGACACCCUACAGUUUCUGCUCUUCUUAUAUAUACAACAGUUAAACAAGGUCUCCCUGAGGACAUCUUUGAUUGGAGAAGAGUGGCCUAGUCCCAGACACAGAUCUCAGUCUCCUGACCUGACUGAAAAAUCCAGUUGUCAUAAUAAGAACUGGAAUGAUUACAGUCACCAAGCUUUUGUCUGUGAUCAUCUGUCAGAUCUCCUUGAACUGCUUGUAGAUCCAGAACAACUCACUGCAUCAUUUCAUUCAACCCAUAGUAGUCUAGUCUCUCGAGAAGCUGUUGUAGCACUCAGCUUUCUUAUUGAAGGUACAGUGAGUGGAGCCAGGAAGAUAUAUCCACUUUAUGAACUUGCACUGUGGCAACCACUACAUGCAGAAAGUGGCUUCUCAAAGACCUCUAAGGCCUUUUCUUUCUACAAGCUGGAAGCCUGGUUGAGAGCCUCUUUAACUGGGAAUCCAUUUGGUGUAUCUGCUUGCCUCAAGUCUGGGAAGAAAUUGGCUUGGGCUCACCAAGUUGAAGGGACGACCAAAAGAGCUAAGAUUGCUUGUAAUACUCAUGUGGCCCCUAGGAUGCACCGCCUGGUGGUGAUGAGCCAGGUUUACAAGCAGACAUUGGCCAAGAGCUCAGAUACUCUGGUGGGGGCACAUGUAAAGAUUCAUCGUUGCAAUGAGACUUUUGUAUAUCUGCUGUCUCCCUUACGAUCUGUAACAAUUGAGAAGUGCAGGAAUAGCACCUUCAUCCUGGGCCCUGUACAGACUGCUCUUCAUCUCCACAGCUGUGACAAUGUUAAAGUCAUUGCUGUUUGCCAUCGUCUGUCCAUCUCUUCUACAGUGGGUUGCAUCUUUCACAUUCUGACGCCUACACGCCCACUUAUUCUCUCUGGGAACCAGAGAGUAACUUUUGCCCCCUUUCAUACCCAUUACCCAAUGCUGGAGGACCACAUGGCCAGGACUGGCCUUGCUACAGUGCCUAACUAUUGGGAUAAUCCCAUGAUUGUGUGCAGAGAGAACAGCAGCACAAGUGUCUUCCGACUCUUAGCACCAUGUGAAUUCUAUGUGUUUAUUAUUCCCUUUGAAAUGGAAGGGGACACAACAGAGAUACCUGGGGGUCUUCCAUCUGCAUAUCAGAAAGCACUGGGCCAAAGAGAAAAAAAGAUACAGACCUGGCAGAAAACUGUGAAGGAGGCUCGUUUGACAAAGGAUCAAAGGAAGCAGUUCCAGGUACUUGUGGAAAACAAAUUUUAUGAGUGGUUGAUUAAUACAGGACAUCGUCAGCAGCUGGACAGUCUUGUGCCCCCUGCAGCAGGCUCCAAACAAGCAGCAGGAUAAGACUUCCUCAUCAAAACACUGGGCCCUGGAAGCAGGAGGAUGAAUGCAAGAUGGUGCACGUGUUGAAACUAAACUGGAAAGGUGCUCUUGCUGCUUAAGAGACUUUGGGGAUUUUUCUUCCUAUUUAAGACCUUUCCUUAAGUUUCCUUCCAAUGUCAUUUGCUACUGUUUACAUUGAAUUUUAGAUAAACUUCUAUUAUAUAAACAUAUAGUUUAUAGAACAUCAGAAGGCUCAUUUUGUGAUGCUAAAAUGAAAAAGUUGAUGAAGGCAUUGUAUAUAUGUUAAUAUUAAAGUGAUUGAGAAUAGGUUUUAUAGUUCUUUGUAACUAUUUAAAAGGAAAUUACUACUCCUUUUAGAAAAGAAUUGGAAUGAAGGUAUGAUUUUUGGAGUAUAAAUAUAGCAGGAAAGAUUUUAUACAAAGAUAUUUUAGUCCUUAAAGUAUGCAACAAUGAAACUGUAUAAAAUCUUUAUUUUUCAUUUCACUUUCUGCUUCAAAUUUUCAAUAAACAAACUCUAAAAAGUAAUCUUCUCCUUUCAGUAAAAAGAUAAAGCUUUACUUUUAAUUUUAGAAAAGAUUUCCAAUGUCAUUCUGUGAUGUUAUAUCAAAAUAAAGUUUACAUUUGAUGGGAAAGCUAUGUUCUUUAAGGUAAAACAGUUACCAGUUUAAUGAAUCUGAUUGCUGAUAAACAUUGUUUCAUAUGCUUUUUGGCCAUUUAAUUAGUAAUUAUAUCUAAAAGCGCUUGAUCUCUUAUUUCUAAAAUGAAAAUUAACCCUCAGAAUGUGUUUUAAUUAUAAUUGGAGUUUUUAUUUUAAACUUGCUUGAUGAAAUUCAAGCAAGGAGAGCAUUACCAAAUAAAGAAACACUGGAAUAAUAGAAGUGUCUUUUUGGAAACCGCUAUUGUUUAAUGAAAUUAAUGGUAUUAAUUAGAUACUUUCUUUAAAGUUUAUAAAGUUCAGAAAACUAAGCAUAUAACUUAAUACUUUGUAACCAACAGUCUUCAUAUCAAGGCACAUUUGUCAUUUUCUGGCUGACCAAAAUAUAUUUUAGGGGCAUCCCAUUUAUAAAAAUAUUUGCUGGAGGCUUUGUUAAGGGGAAAGGUGAGGAAGUUGGGCUUUUGAGAAGAAUAUAUUUGACCAGGAAAAUUAAAAUGGAGAAGAGUU